CUACAUAAAACUGUAUAUGAACAUGUCAUUAAUAAAUUCAACGAAUUACAACUUAAUGAUAUGAUUGAUUAUCUACAACAAAAUGUAAAUAAUAAAAUUGCCAAAAAUGAAGAAAAGAGAUCUGAAGCACCAUCAUCAUCUGAGAAUUCUGACUGUGAAUCUUUUGAUACAUCAGAUGACUCAUCAAGAGAAGAUAAUUUUUACACGAAAUUAUAUGUUGUAAAAAAGCCUCUUGUAAUAAAUGUAAGAAAAGCAACUAAAUUUGGAGUCAGUCAUACAAAACUCAUGGAAAUUUAUCCAAUGCGUGGAAAUCUUCGAGGUAUAGUUUUAAUUAUUGCAAAUAAUUUAUAUAAAGAUAAAGAAGAUCAGCGUUCUGGUGCAAAAUAUGAUGCUGAAAAUUUGAAACAACUUUUUAAGGGUAUGGGUUUUAUGGUUAUAUAUCAUGAAGAUUUAAGUGGAAAGGACAUAGAUGAGAAGGUUUAUGAAUUUUCUAAAAUGACUGAGCUUAGGAAAGCAGAUUCUGCAUUUAUUAUCAUUUCUUCCCAUGGUAAUGGCAAAAUUGGUGUACAAGAAACUGAAAUACUUGGAGUUGAUUACAAUAGCCCUGAAUACAAUAAAGUUGUUUCUACUAAAAUUAUAAAUUAUUUCACUGCCAAUAACUGCCACGACCUUAAGAACAAGCCAAAGGUUUUUAUUUUUCAAACAUGCAGAGGGGAGAAUAAACAGGUUGAAGUUUCAAGAUACAGAGCAGAUUCAGCAGUAAAUUCAUCUAAACCUAGUAUUGAUGAACAACAUUUUUCUAAUAAUUUAAGAGAUCAUCAAGAUAUGUUAAUUGUUUAUUCAACAUUACCAGGAUUCGUGUCAUUUCGAGAUCAUUUUAAUGGCAGUUGGUUUAUACAAGUUUUAUGCGAAGUUUUCAUGAAUCAUGCCUAUAAAUAUCACAUACUAGAUUUAUUUUCAAUGAUUGAUUAUCGUCUCAAAAAUAUGCGAACGUCUUCAGGUGAUUGUCAAACUCCCUCCAUAACCAUACAUGGAUUUAAGAAUUGUUUUUUAAAUCCUGGUCUUUUUCCAAAUAAUCAAAUGAAUGGGAAUACAAAAACUAAUCCGAAUAAAAGAGCUAAUAUUAUGUUUAAAUGCUGCCCUGACAAAAAAGCAAACAUUGGUGUUUGCUUCCAGUGUGAAUCAAUCUAUCAUUAUAAAUGUGCCAAACAACUUAACCACGUUCAAUUUAUAGGUAAAGUGAAAGUCAAUAGUUGUUGUUUUGCAAAUAGCCAAAACAGUAGUGAUAAGUUAGAUAAUAAAUCGUUGAGCGAGAAUGUUGAACACAAAAACAUAUUAUUUGACUUGAAAAAAGAAAACAAUCAUUUGGAAGAGCAAAUAAAAUCCCUACAGAUGCAACAUGUUCCAAUGAUCUCUAAUGAAGUAGAACUGAAAGAGACUAAGGAAUGAAAAUCCGAUUACGGAAAUUAAUCUCUUGAGACAAUUGGUUGAUGAAAUUAGUAGACCUAAUGAUUUACGUAAGGAGAAAAAUGAAAUGUUAACUAAGAAAGUGAAUAAAAGAAAUUCUUGUUUCAAACAAAAAUUAGGUAAAGUUCUAAAACGCAGAAGACAGUGACCCUUGAACACUGUUGAACCAGAGGAAAUUUAGAUUUUAAGAUAUUAUAAAAUAUACAUAUUCGUGCAAUUUUCAGAUCGCUAUUCGUAAUAUAAAUAUUACUAUAUAUAAUAUUCAUUGAAAUACACUUAAAAAUGGAAUUAUCUCGGAGUUAUCAUAUCUGAAUAUUAUAUUUUAUUUUCUAAAUAUUGCAUUUAUAUGAACAUUAUAAUUUUACAUAUUCACUGUAGAAAGUCUUUUUUUCUAGUGAAGUUAUACUUUUGUUAAAUCUGGAAAAUUAAAACAAAAUAGUUGUCUUGCUUUUUUACAACGGGAAUUGCCUUUCUUGCAACAUGAAUGUUAAUUUUAAUUUUCCAGAUUAAUUCAAUAUAUAAUGAGGAAGUGUUUUCUAUAAAUACUUGAAUGAUUCUGCAUUUAUGUAAACAUUUUAUAUCAAAUGUAAAUGACGACUUACCAUACGUCAACUAUGUCUUUAAAUAAACGAACGAAUGAUUUUUCGCUUUCGAAAAUAAAUUGUAAAUUCGAAUGUAUUAUAAUUUUGUCAAUUAUCUGAAGAUUUACAUAAGUACCAUGAAUAAAACAUGAAAUGUAUAUCAUAUGACUGUUUUAUAUAUUUUCAAAUAUUAUUAUUUAAAUGAAAUUAAAAGUAAUUUUGUGCACUUUUUCAACGACUUAUUUUGAUCAAUUCCGAUAUCAGUGAAAAAU
Phymastichus coffea is the source of this 2320-nucleotide messenger RNA. Its product is annotated as caspase-3-like. Gene Ontology annotation, molecular function: cysteine-type endopeptidase activity. Lineage: Eukaryota; Metazoa; Arthropoda; Insecta; Hymenoptera; Eulophidae. Gene Ontology annotation, biological process: proteolysis. The transcript is spliced from 6 exons. Bases 61 to 1449 code for a protein of 462 amino acids. The record is from RefSeq and is a predicted model, not a curated record.